Molecule: messenger RNA, 282 nt
Organism: Pelmatolapia mariae (spotted tilapia)
Lineage: Eukaryota; Metazoa; Chordata; Actinopteri; Cichliformes; Cichlidae
Product: eotaxin-like
Exons: 4
Coding region: 27-272 (81 amino acids)
Biological process (GO): immune response
Cellular component (GO): extracellular region
Molecular function (GO): chemokine activity
Source: RefSeq, a predicted model, not a curated record
UCUCCAUCACUCUCCUCCUGCUCUCAAUGUGUGUGUGCUGCCACUCCUCUGAAGCUCAUCGUCAUCCUUCAGUAAAGCGACCAUGCUGCACUGCUGUCACCAAACCCAAUUUGAGCACUGAGGUGGUGGGGCAAACGUAUCGUGAGCAGGCUGCAUCAGAUCGCUGUGUGAAGGCUAUAAUUUUCAACACAAAGAAAGGACUGCUUUGUGCUGAUCCAAAUGCUCAGUGGGUCAAGGAUCUUACUGCCAAAAUGAUAAAGGUGAAGCAUUGAAGCACAAAGC